AAUAUCAAGAGACACUCGCAUAAAGGCCAUUUGUCAACACCACUCACUCCGACAACGACCAUCCUACGACCAUGAAGCCCGAUUCAGAACCACCGAGACAUCCCUUCAGAAUCAAACAAUCCAACCCAUAACUCGGUUAAUCAAUCACAAGAUACGGUCUUAAUCUCAUUAUCCAGUAGAGUCAACCUCCCAUACAAUAGAGGAAUGAUCCGCAAUCAAAAUGGUGAUAGCGAGCGGAUCCCCAGGCAGUACUGCGUCAAACAAGCUUAGGAGAUCCCGCAGAUUGUCUUCGACUAGGGGACUGAAGGUUCGACUAAACGCAAACACAGCCAACCAACCGAUUCCCCAGCAAGACCUGAAUCAGAAGCUCGGUCUGUGCCCGAUAGUUAGUCGAAACGUGGUCGAUACAAAAGGUAAGGCGUCGAUCAAUUGGGAAUUGAACGAGAGAAUCAGCCUGAGCAGUGGAUCCAGUCCAGGGCUGGAGGUUCGGCCGGACGCGAAGAAAGGAAUAGAAUUGAGUGGAAAUCGGAAGAAGCCGGAGACCAACGGCAGACAGGUGAUGGUCGAUAAGCAAGAGCGCCGUGAGAAUGGGAAAAUCGGCAAGACAAGUCUACAGUUCAUGAACGUAUCGGGAUUUCAUCCGGAGGCGGAGAAGAGACGGAAAGACUCGUGGUCGAUCGAUGUGGAUGUGAUCGAGCGUCCAGGGGAGGAGGAGGAAGAAGAGAACGUGAUCAAAAGCGAUUCGAAGUAUGAAAUAGGAAUCCCCAGCGAGGGGACCGCUGGGUCCAGGAAAUCGACGAAGCAGAGGCGACAGCUGUCUACUGGGACCAAGUCGCAGAAGUGCGGGAAAAACGACGAAGACGAGAGCGUAAAUGGGAAGUGGGGCAGGAAGAAGGUUGACAAAACUAACGACUCGAUUUCCAAGAGGCUGGAGCUGAUUCACGAGCUGAACCAGAAGAUCCUAGCGAACUACGAGCGGUUUCAGCAGAAGUCUAGGUUCAAGAAUCAUUUGAAAGAGGCGAAGGAUACUCUGUCUAAAAGUACCUCGAAAGAGCAGAGUGGCAGAAGUCGGUCGUCCUUGAAGGAAGAAAAGGAGCCGCGAAAAGAGGACUACGUAUACGCGGAAGCCAAACGAAAGGGAAGAACAAAAACAGAAUGCGUAAUUCAGAGAUCGUGUCAAGAUCUGUUGACGCAGCGCAAGCUGGACAUCGACAAGUUCACCUUCUCCAAGGAUCACUGCGAGAAAUUGACUGUCUCGAAGGAUCAUAGACUCGACGCGUUGGACAAGAAACGAUCGACGAAAACGCUGUCGAAAUCGAGAAUCCUUCGCGAUAAUGAGAACUUCAUCAUGGCUCCGAAACCGGGUUUCUGCGAGAUCAACGACGAUAAGGAUAGGCGAACGGCUACGAGGACCGAAUACGGUAGUAGAUCAAGACGAAACGAGGAAAGGAAGAGUGUUUUUUACCCGAUCGAGGACGACGAUGGUCAGGAAGACUCGAAAAAGCACGUAGACGGCACGAUCAACGAUGACACCGAUUGUCUAGGGAACUCCAGAUUGUAUCCAGAAACCUACAGCGAUCGCUCUAACGAAACGAGAAUCGAGUUGGCAAACGGGGACGAUCGAGGUGGGACGAGCACGUCGAAAGAGGCGAUAGAUCGGGACGAAACGGAGACCGAGCGUGCGGCUGGAAUCGAUCAGACUGAUGAUAGGUCUCGAGAGGAGAAACGUAGCCAGGCUAUCGAUCAGACGGCUCACAAGAUUCUGGAAAAUCUCGACGAGACUAUCGAUAAAUUUGAUCGUGAAAAAAUAGAAGGAGGAAUGACUCGAGUCGAGGACUCGAAGAACGAAGAGAAGAAAAAGAAGGACAGCUUCGAUGACUUUAUGCAAAACAGUAGCGGCUCGUUGUCAGAGCUGACCAACCCGAAAGUGGCCGGACUCCAAGAGACCUUUAAUUCCUCUUGGGACUCCGGUGUCGGUGUAGAUGUCACCGGCGGAAGUGGUUGGGUCAGGAUACACACCGGGAUCGAGAGCAGCCUCGUCUAUCUCACUCUGGAUACCACCGCUAGAGACGUCUGCAGGGACAUGCUGUUAGGCGACGACUUGUCUCUGUUUAUACAGUACGGAGGCGAGUCCGGAAGGAGAUUGGCUUCUCAGGAGAAACCACUCGAAAUACAGGACCAAUUUCUUCAAAAGCUCGGCUACCAGGACGUAUCCAGGCGGUCAAGACUCGGAGUCGAUCCUGAAUUACGACACCUCAUCGCGUUCCACGUGGGACCCGCAUCCCCCUUGCCGGAGCUUGUUGGAUACAGCCGUUGCGGGUACGCGCUCGUGUUGAAGGGGUUGGUUUUUCCCCAGUGGAAGAGGCGACCCUUGGCUGUCAUCGGAUCCAGGCUGUUCCUUUAUCCAGCCUGUCCAGAGUCUAGGCCAGAGUGGAUGGAACUAACUGGCGGGGGUGCGGUGUGUUAUGCCCCGUCACGUCUGGGCAAACUAGUACUGCGUAUCACUGGAUUUCCAAGAGUCACUCAACAGUGUCAUCAGAGUCAACAACAAGAGGACAGUCACCAUCGCGAGACGAGACACUUAUAUCUCGGCUUUCACCACCCCUGGGACAGAGACUUGUGGAAAAGUUGGAUUAAACAGGCUAUACAAUUGUCAACGGGUCCAAAACAGUUGGAUCUCAGUAACGGGGGCCUGUCAAGGAUUCCCGACAGUGCUAUAGCGUUCCCAGCGAUAGAAGAGCUAAUACUGAGCCAGAAUCAACUUACGAACACGAAGAACAAUAUGAUACUACUACACAGGUUCCCGAAACUUCAUAUCCUCCAUCUGGAGUGCAACGAGCUGAGGAGAAUACCACGGGAAUUACUGGAGCUUACGGGGUUGACCUACCUCAAUCUCUCAGACAACAAAAUCGAGAAAAUUCCGGCCGACAUAAGCCAGCUUAUCAACCUGAAAGAGUUAAUUUUGGAUCGUAAUGGGAUCAGAGAGCUACCGCACGAGCUCGUGGAGCUGAAGAACUUGAGAAACAUUUCCUUGGCUGGAAAUUGCCUCAGCAGUUUGCCGUCUUUUUUCAACAUGCGAGCUCUCGCGCUAACGGACGUUUUAUCGAAGGCAGACCAUAGCAAAGAUUGCAAGGAUGAAAAGCAUAAUCAGAAUAAUUUGUAUAAAGUCAAUCUACGAAAUAAUCAACUCAAAGGAAACAUUAUACUUGGAAAUUACGGAAAUUUAACGCAUCUAGACGUCAGUGAAAAUAGCAUUGAAAAAUUGGACAUCAGUGCUCUUCAAGAAUUGAGGAGCGUUCGUUGCGCGCGAAAUAUUUUAACAGAAUUGACGGUCUGCGGAAGAAAUAUCGUUUCUCUUAUUGCUGGAAACAAUAAAUUAAAAAAGCUAACUAUCGAGCCCGUACCUGUGAAUCUUGAACAUCUAGACGUUUCCUACAACAAUUUAGAUGCACUUCCGGAAUGGAUACCAGAUCUACCCUUAUUGCGCGCUCUUUUUGCGUCUCACAACGCUUUAACAGCUCUCCCAGACAGACUGCUAACGCAGCCGUCAAGAUUGGAAGUCCUUCACUUACCUCACAAUAGACUACAAGCCCUUCCACCACCAAGGAAACCAUUGAACAUCGUUCACUUGACUCUGCAAGACAAUGCACUAACUGCAUUACCAACGAGUUUCUUCAUCAACACCGAAAAGAUGAAGGUACUAAAUCUGUCCAAUAAUCGACUGUCAGAACUUCCACACUUGGGAGAAGGAAACAAAAGCCGUCAUACUAAUCACAACUUGGAGAAACUAUAUCUGACUGCAAAUUGUUUAACAGACACGGCUUUGGACACUCUUGCGAAAUUGACUUCCUUAAGGGUUCUUCAUAUAGCGUACAACACUUUGGACACGCUUCCAGAAAGCUGUAUAGUCUCUUGGACUGAUUUAGAAGAAUUAGUAUUAUCUGGAAAUCGUCUUCAAUAUUUGCCAGACAAUGCGGCCAAUUUACGGCAUUUACGCGUGUUACGUGUCCACUCCAAUCGGCUCCUAACUUGUCCGACAUUUAAUAAAACAACAUCGUUAAAGGUAUUAGAUUUAGCUCAUAAUCAACUGGACAGGGUGAACAUGGCUACUUUAGUGCCACCACAGCUUCAAUUUCUUGACAUAUCCUGCAAUUCGAGACUCCACGUCGACCCCAGACAAUUCCAAGUAUAUAGAUCUCAACGACCAAUAUCCUUGGUUGAUGUAUCUGGACAAAAUAGACCGAGUCUACCUUCUCAUCCUCAUCAACAGGAAAUGGUUUCAGCAGAAAGAGGAUCCGAACAACCUUGGAGAUUAGGUUUCUCAGAAACAGCAGGAUCUAGAGAAAGGUUAUACGUAUCGCAAGUUCGAAUGCCAUCCUUUUGCAACGUGGAGGGCCUAUUCGGUAUAUUCGACGGCGGUUCUAACCAGGAAGCGCCAAGCGCACUCCAGGAAAUGAUCCCGCGUCUUUUACUGGAGGAGAGGACCGUACGAGAAACAUCGAAAGAAUACUUAAAAUACACGUUACUGUCUGCCCAUAGAGAGUUGAAGGAAAAGGGUCAGAAAUAUGGAAUUGACGCGACUCUGGUGCACAUUGUCAGAAUUCAAUCGCAACAAGCGUACCCAAAAACAUCGACGAAAUAUUCAUUGAAGGUAGCAACUUCAGGAGAUGCAAAAGCGGUUCUCUGUAGAGCUGCUGGCCCUUUGACUUUGGCACCUCCCAAGAAAGUUCCUGUGAAAAAUCAGUUAGGCAACGCGGCAAUGUUUCCUCUGGUGGUUCCUGAUCCCACGUUUGAAGAGGUAGAUAUAGAAGAUGACGACGAAUUUGUGAUAAUCGGCAAUAGAAGACUGUGGGAGGUGCUGAGCGUUCAGGAAGCCGUUCGAGAAGCCAGGGCGGAAGCCAGUCCUGUUUUGGCCGCUAAAAGGCUUCAAGAUCUGGCACAGGCUUAUGGUGCAGAAGACAAUUUGAGUAUCGUAGUGGUGCGACUUACAGGACCUAAUCAGGGUGAUCUAGAUCAAUUGAUGAGAGAGCUGAGACACGCAGUUGGAAAGAACAGAGGUCAAACGGAGGCAGGGUGUCCUUGUCCUUGUUGCGUGCCACUGGCUGCUCAUAAGCCACCGGGACCAUGCUGCUGUCACGCGAACGAAGGCUAUUAUUUAAACGGCGUGUUGAAAAGCAUAGUGAAUAGGUCAAACAAAGCUCACAAUGGAUCUGGUAGAUAUUUUAAGAACCGCCGAUCGACGCAGGAAAACGAAAGUCCGUCGUAUAAAGAUGACAGAAGUUCACCGAGUGGUCAGUCUGAUCAAGCUAGUGAUAGUACUUUCAAAUCAAGGCAUCCUACUGGUAGAGUCUGGUCUGGAAGUGCCGCUUCCAGAGCCACGAACAAAGCUCGGCAAAGCGUUGUGGUGAAAGAAAAUGGCACGAGAAAGGUAUCUACCUGUUUAACGGCUCAAGAGGACACGGUAUCCGAGAGAUCCGGUGCGCUAAGCGAGGAGCAGUUCCGUUGCUGGGAAUAUAUGUUGGAACAGAAUACUCAACUCUUGUUCGACAAGGAAUUAGACACCCUAUCAAGGACUCCCCUACGACGAGGUCAAUCGAGAUCCACGCCUCAAUUAGCCGGUAAUUUGCCUUUUCUAUCAAAGAGAUUUGGAAGUGCCAGGUCCUUUAAUCCUUCCCUACCGAGGCCGCCCGUCGUUCGAUUUGGUAGCGGAAGAAGAUUACUAAACGGAGGUCCUAACGCGGCUUACUUUGGCAGCCUGCAGAGGUUGAUGCCGUAUAAUCUCGAAUACGAUUUCGCCGUCAUUCAGGAAAGAAACGGAUUAGAUUCGCUGGAACAGGACGCAUCGAGGAUGCAACAAUAUUGGGGAGUGGCUACGACCGAAUUGUGAUAGCGAGUUGAGCACAGUGUUGUUGCAAUUGUGAAACUAUAUCGUGAUGUUGAAAGGUAUAUACGUACACGUGUUAUCGUCAUUUAUGGCGGAUAUAUGGCAUUAGAAGAUAGACUUAUCUCUUAAGCAGAAAUACGAAAAAUGAAAAGCGACAAUGAAAUGCGACGAAUUGAUAAUACCAGACGGUGAUUUAUGCAAGAGCUAUUAAGCUUUAGCUGAUCGUAACAAUGUGGAAACUACUCGACGAAGAGAUUUUUCGUUAAAAAUUACAGGCUUAUUUUAUUUUUUCCUUAUCUUGUGUACAUGUAUUUUGGAUACAGAACUUAUUGGUUCCGUUGUUGUACAUUUUAAUCUGAAUUUAUUUCACAAGAUAAAUUAUAACUCAAACUUUUUUAUCAUGUUUGUUGAUAUACCGACUCACUGCGUGAGCGAUUCAAGCGAUCAGUAGAGUUAUUUAUAUUCAAGAAUUGAACGAAUUAUCGCUAAAAAUGCAUAUUGAAACUUCCAUUUAUACGGUAUACGACAUGCGAUAUGUAUGACUGUCAAGCAGAAAAAUAAAAGGCAUUCAUAUUUGUACAGUCUUGUUGCCAAAUAUAUGUUUAUGAAUUAUAAUGUAUUUUUCUAAACAUUAUAUAAAUAUAAAAAACGGUGGUUGCGUGCACAUUUGUUUCAACAAACACGUUUGUAACAAACGUGAAUGAAUAUAAAAUAUGAAAUAUCACAAAUUGUGAAAAAUGCAUUAAGAUAAGCUAUCCUAAAGACAAACUGCAAGCUAAGUAUUUACAUGGGAUACAUAUGUAUGUAUAUAACUCUAUCUAAGCAACAAAUAGCGCGAUCUCACACUGUUUGUACAAAGUAUACGGUUACGUAUUAGAACGAGUUUGAAAAAUCUUUUUUGAAUAUUCCAUUUUUCCAUUCUCAUCCUAGACGGGCGAUUCUGUGAUUAAACAUUACUUAUCUCUAUAAAUCCAUAUUAUAUUAAAUGUGAGAAAUUGUAUAACUUGAUUUUUUAAGUGCAACUUCGAUUUGUGUAAGUUAAUCAGAUUCCUAUAAUGAUUAUGGUCAAGAAUAUUUUUAUACAAAUGAAAAAUGUAGCGAUUACUGUACCUGAGGCUAUCAAAUAAACGAUCAAACGCCAAGAACAAUAAAUUUGUUAUAAUAUAUCAAAAUAAUCUAAUUAACAUGAAAAUAUAAUCACAAAAUUUAAACUUAUACAAUCAAGAUCCAUUGACCCGGAACAAGUACAUUACUUAGUUGGCUUAUAUAUUUUUUCAUCAACUUAUAAUGAUAAAUUAACAAUCUCGGUACCCCCAGACAUCAUCCCGUUAUCUCUGUUUUCUCGUCAGCUAAUGUUUUUUAAUGGUGGCGUUGAUAAGGCAUUAUCUUAUUUGUCGACCAGCAUUAAACUCUCUAUUUCUCUAUCGCAAUAAAGUCUCAUUACCACAUCAGAGAAGUAUUACAAGUAUAGAAACUUUCUUUCCUUGUUCGUCGUCUGGAUAAAUUUCAGAUAUUCAAGGUAAAUACAGCUGACUUCUAUUAAGAUAAGCAUGAGACUUUGAUUAAGUACAAAAACCCGGAUAAAGGUUCUUUGAAUGUGUAGACAAUGGAUUAACUUCUACUGUUUUUUAUGAAUAUGCAUAUUACUAUCGAAUACCGUUAUAACUUAAUGUUCAAUCACUUUAAUUUGUAAAAAUUGCAUGUAAUACUGCAAACUACAGAUAAAUCAUUAAAACCGCAUUUUAUUAUUCUUGAUAAUGCACCUCUCCUAAUUAAAUUUUCACAUCUUUAACAAUUAAUUAUUGUUUUUGAAAAAUGAUUGAAAUAUGAAACUAUACAUUUAUAGCUAGAAGUGUUUUUUCGACCGUUCGCGGAGAGACGCGACACGUCAACGGGAGUCGUAAAUUCCCGUUACAAUUAGACAAUCGACGCCACGAACUGAUCCAUCCCCUAUUUCGAUUAGGAUAAUCGGGGUAGUUUAAUGAGUAUAAUGCUUAACUAACAGUGCUAAGAUAGUAUAUAUUUCCAACAACUUUGUAGGAAAGAUAGUUAAGCUGGUGAGUAAGGUGUAAGUUAAGUGGGUGAAUGAUUGAAGGGUGAAAACCUGGUAAAAAAAUGUUGACUGUUCUAAAAAUGAUGAACCAGUGAAUCCGAAGACGAUGCUGUUGCAAAGGAAAACUCUUGCUCGGUGGUAAUCGCCCCACCACUGGUCGCUUGCGGGUGGAAUUCCGGGAAACAUGGAAAAACCUUUUGACUCGAAGAUGUUUUAUGCCACUUAACGACCUUAAGAGUAAAUCAAAAAGCCUCGUUUUAUGACAGUUCCUUAGGAUUAUUGGGAUCCGCUUAAUUCUAUGUGCACAGCUCGAACCGAACGUAACAAGAAGAGUUCUUCGAAGAAGGACCUAUAAUAAAAUUUAUCGUAAUUUAAAUCAAUCCAUUUUCAUUCCAAAAUCUCAAGGUCAAAUAUUCAUAAUUAUUCCUCGUUACUUAUAUAAUUUUCAUCAUAACAUUUUAUAUUUUAAUAAAAUUAGCGAUUUCUGUACAAUUCCUUAUUUGUAUUUCUGCCACACCUCCGAACUAAAUAAAAUUGCUCGAUAUUUUUGAAUCGUUAAGUAAUUAUAUUGAUAAGAGCUCAAUCUCUAGUGUUCCUUUAUCUACGAUAUAAGUUGGUAACAUCUAUUUUACGAUCGCGAGCAGUAUUCGUGAUAAGAUUAUUGAAAAUGAUCUAACAAUAAACUAACAAGUUUCAGGAAGUAAAUAAUCUUCGUAUUGUAAUAUAGCUAAUCUUUAAUUUAAAUUCGAUCAAAUCUUGUAAUAUUUGCUUCUGAAAACAUUAGAUAUAUAUAAAUAUUUUAAUUAAAAAAAAAUUAAAUUCCCUUAAAAACUAACAAAUAAAUCUGAAUUAAAAGCUAAAAGAUUUUUUUUCUUUGUCUGAAAAUAACAUUAUUUAUUACAGUUGUUUAUUAUGCACUUUACUACGUUCGCUCCAACACGUCACAUAUUAAUGACGUUCCAUUCUUUAUGGUAAAUGGACGUCACACAUACGUGACGGUAAUAAGUUAAUAUUCUACAAUCACAGUAUUUAUAUGUAUAUAGCAUUACGUAUACAAAAUAUAUCAUUUCGAAUAUUAACUUGACCUCUUUUUUCCAUUUAGUUUACUCAUUUAAAAUUAUCAUAUAGAUAACAUGGACGUUUUCUAAAACAAGAAUUCAAAUUUUAACAAACAAAAUUACCGUCAACACUAUAUUGCAAAAUUUCUAAUGACGAAACCAAACACUCACAUUUUAUGUAAGGAAGUCAUGUAUGAAGCAAUUCGCAUACAAAUGACGUCUCUAAAUAUGACAAACAUAUUGUUUACAAGUUUGACGAAGUAUUUUUUGGAUGAGAAACGCCUACAAUAAUAAUGAAUAAUGUAGCAAUAGCAUCCAUUUACCAAUAUAAUCAUGUUAUGGUUCACUGCAUCAUAGAUGCAACUAAAAUUCCAUUAAUUGAAUGUGUAUGAAUUCAUUAAUUAGAAAGUAAGAGGAAUGUAAGAAAUGAUUAUUCUUGAUAAGUAUGUAAAUAUAUAAAAAUCGAAAAUUGGCUGUGAAAGAUGUACUUUUAAUUAUAUAAACACUUAAACAAUCGAGAAUCCUGUGAUUAGAUAGAGAGAAGUAUGACUUUAUGUAGUGUAUUAUAUAUCAAUUUAUUUUUGUAAAUUUUUAUAUAUUGUAAAUAAAGUUUAUAUAAAACAGAAUACAAAACAACAAUAGUCAUUUCUUUCUAAUUUCCUCAUCUCUGAAUUAGUUAAUCUACGAAUUUUGAUUGUACAAAUUAAAUGAUUCCCUAUAUCAGGGUUAUAGAUUUAUAAAAUACUUUUUGAUCGUUAAUUAUCAAUGGUGAGUAUUUUUCCGACAAACACUUUACAUAAUGUUACGUACAAUUACAAUUGCGCUUGCAUAAAUAAAGUUCAAUUAUUUCAGAAGAAAUAGCUAUAUAAUAAUUAACAUUUCGUUGCUUAUUUAUCUCAUUUUAUUCUUAAUAAAAUAUUUCUUUACAAAAAAAUGAUAAUUCUGCAAAUAUCCCAUCCUAAACAUUUUUUUAAUAUGAUAUAUUCUUCUGAAAAUGUUCGUUCCUUCCUUCAUUAAUGUAAUACACUAACACUAACGCAUUAAAGUUUGCAAAUAAAAAAUGUAUUAUGCAUUAAUAGUUCUCCCUACUUUAUACAUUAAUGUAGAAUAAAUUACAAUUAAUUUGAAUAAAAAUUGCAAUUCUUCAUACGAUAGAUAGUUAGAAUAUAAAAUUAUACAAAAUAUAAAAUAUAGAUAUAUGAAAUAUUAAAAUAAAAUAUAUGAAAGUAUAACAAAUAUAAAAUAAAGUCCAAAAUAUAGUGCGCGUGUUCUACAAAAAUCGUGUGACACGUCCAUACAUCAUAUAUACAUAUGUAUACACGAGUCUGCAUACAUAGAUGUUGACCAUAUCAGAGAGUCACGUGCGUAGGUAUACAAGAGGAAAAGAAAAGUGGGGGUUUGUAGGGUUUGCAUAACCUGAUUGAAAUCCGACUCCAACAGUCAGUAGUAUUUCGACGGCGGCAAAGGUUGUCUGUUCUGUUUAGGCAAAUCGUGUCUUUCCCUCUUUCUUUGUCUGUUUGCCUUUGUUACUCGCUUAUAAUUGUGUUCGUAACAUUUGUAGGAAUUUUAUCAUCGCGAUGUGCGCACACGUUAUAUAUUCGUCUGUGAAACACUGUGUGACUACUUUUUAUAGUUAGUUCACUUGCUAUGAUACCCACCAGAAGAAGAGCUUGAUACAGUGCACGUGACAAAACUUAUCAUUUGGUUUUUGAUACGUGACAGACCGUGUGAUUGCGUCAACCUGUCUUCAAGAGAACAAAGAGGGGGUGCAACACAAGCAGCAAGAGGUACCACGCGAGACUAACUUCAUCGAGGUGGCGACUGAACAUACAUCAGACAUGAGGGGAUCUAAAAGGGACUGGAUUUUUAGAGUCCAGG
Molecule: messenger RNA, 10873 nt
Organism: Bombus huntii
Lineage: Eukaryota; Metazoa; Arthropoda; Insecta; Hymenoptera; Apidae
Gene: Phlpp
Exons: 19
Coding region: 221-5887 (1888 amino acids)
Molecular function (GO): protein binding
Source: RefSeq, a predicted model, not a curated record